CAUCACCACCGCUGGGCAGUGCGGCUGUAUCUACUUUAAGUCUCUACUUUUAAGUCAGGAAUGUAAAUCCAGAGGGAUUAGUGACAACACACUGGGCUGUAAACCCUUCAGUAGCUCUCCAAGGGGUCUCUGCUUCAGCGCGUAAAGUUAGGACGGGGCUCCCGACGCACAGCGCAGCACUUAUUAUCCACAGGCUCCAUGUGCGUCACCUCUGCGGGAUACUUGACAAGGAUCCCUGAUAUUUUGAUACCAAUAGCCGCGCGGGUCACUGACAGAUGAAAACGUCGGCGUGUUGCUGAUGUGAAGUUUUUUUCACUUGAACAGAUCAUCUGUCCCGGAGCGCAGAGGGGACAUGGGUCAACUUUAUGGUGCGACUCUUUUACCAUUUGGCGCUAUCUGUGUUGUUUUCCUGUGGGAAUCUGGUGCCAGCUCUAUCAGGACGACGCUCGCAGUGGACACCUCGAGAACGGAGUGUCCAGAUAAUAAAAUCUUGACCGUGGAGUAUCCCUGUGUCAGAGCUGGGGGGAAGAACAGCACUUGCUUCAGGAGGAAAUGCUGUGAGGGCUUCAGGUUUGUGAUGGGCCAGUGCAUACCUGAAAACGUGGAUGUGUGUGCAGCAUCGCCCUGCGAGCAGCAGUGCACUGAUAACUUUGGACAAGUUGUCUGCACAUGUUAUCCAGGUUAUCGCUUCGACCGAGAAAGACACCGCAACCACAAAUCUCCUUACUGUCUGGACAUUGAUGAGUGUGAGCACCCUGGCAGCAGCAUGUGUGACCAUGACUGUGUGAACACAGUGGGCAGUUUCCUGUGUCGCUGUCGCAGCGGCUACAUACUCGCACCGGACCAACACUCCUGCAUCCCUGUACAUAACUUGAGUUCGUCUGGGAAGUCAGACACCUUGAUGAGUGCUGGUACCUGCUCGUUCACCUGUCAGGAUUUUAUGAACAUGAAAAACAACCUGCUGCAGCUAAAACUUAGGCUGGGCAACACACCGUCAACCAACCAGGUACCAGGCUUGGCCAACAGCAGUGACAAGCCAUCUCUGGGGAGGGCAGGAAAAAGUCCUGAUAGCCCUUGUCUUCCUGGUCUACCCGGCACUCCAGGAGCACCUGGGGUCCCAGGACACCCAGGAGAACCGGGAGAGAGAGGGGACCCAGGGGAGAGGGGUCCGUCUGGCCCUCGGGGUCCACGGGGAGACAUGGGACCCAUGGGUCCAGAGCCUGACCUGAAGCACAUCAAAAGAGGCCGCAGGGGGCCAGUGGGACCCACUGGGGCACCAGGAAGAGAUGGACAAAAGGGUGAUAGAGGAGCUGCAGGUCCCAGAGGUCCGCCUGGACCCCCCGGCUCCUUCGACUUCCUUUUGCUAAUGAUGGCUGACAUUCGCAACGACAUAAUUGAACUGCAGGAGAAGGUUUUUGGGGAGCGGCGAGGCAUCUCUUUGGACAGUCCUCCUCAUUCCAGCGGGGAAGUGGAAUUUGUUGAGUGGGGCUCUGGACAAGGAGAUCUCAUGCUCAAUACCUGACCUUUGACAUCCCACACUAACAGUCUCUCAAACACAGAAAAACUUAACCCUUUGUUUCUUUCUUGAUAAAGGAUGCUACUGGUCAAAGUCCCAACAUGUAAAUAAUUCCUAACCUCACAGCGGGGACGAUCUGGGUAUCUUCGCAACACUGUCACAGACAGUAAAAUAGAGAGAUACAAGGUUUAUAUCAACGGAAUUAGACCACAGACUCUCUUAACCACUGCAAGCACUGCCUGAAAUAUUUCAGCUGUGGUGUGAGUGAGGGAUGUGUGUGCAGGACACACAGAGAGUGAGAAAGACGCAGUAUGUGCCUUUAUGUCUGUACCUCUGAGUUGAACCACUUCAAACGAUGAACUUUAUCGUCCAAAUCUCUUCCUGUUCCUGAGACCAUCCAUGGAAGCUAUGCUGCCACUGACAGUUUGCCUGCAGGGCGAUGGUACAAAGACCCAGGACGCCUCUGUGAGCCUCCUCUGCACCUGUUUGCAGCAACCAGCCCUCAAGUCUGAGCUCUGCAGCUAGUCUACUCUCAGGCAUGUUCAGAAACAAAGUCCUGAGACUCACAUAUUGAGUAUUACAAUCCCAGGCCUGUACUGUGGAACAAAGACAAUUAUGCCUGAUGUAUUUUUGAAAUUGUACAUACAACAACAAGUUCAAGUAUGGAAACAAUGCUGAAAUAUGUUCAUCUAAAUAUAAUCAAAUAUUUUGACUGUACAUUUGAAUAAGUAAAAUCUGAUGGCAUCAGCUGCAAAUGGAUUUAUGAAUUGUACUGGGAAGAAGAGAAUUACUUUAUACAAUCACUUUUAUAAACUAUAUAGCCUAUGAUCAGGAAACAUGUCCGUGAACAUAUUCUUAAUUAGAGAAAUGGCGUGAAGGGAACUUCUUCAUGGGAGUGAGUUACACUUAUUCUACACACUUUAACUUGGGAGUUGACCAGAAACAAGAGACAUGAACAAGUAAGGCUGCUUGAAAUUUUCAUAGAGUGAAGCAGCUGCCAACAAGGGGCUAACUCGUUGCUCAAUAAAGAUUUGUCUAAAUCUA
Micropterus dolomieu (smallmouth bass) is the source of this 2560-nucleotide messenger RNA. RefSeq names its product collagen and calcium-binding EGF domain-containing protein 1-like. The coding region runs from base 353 to 1522 and encodes 389 amino acids. Gene Ontology annotation, molecular function: calcium ion binding. The transcript is spliced from 11 exons. NCBI's taxonomy places the organism in Eukaryota, Metazoa, Chordata, Actinopteri, Centrarchiformes, Centrarchidae. The record is from RefSeq and is a predicted model, not a curated record.